Molecule: messenger RNA, 2301 nt
Organism: Ictalurus furcatus (blue catfish)
Lineage: Eukaryota; Metazoa; Chordata; Actinopteri; Siluriformes; Ictaluridae
Product: GTPase IMAP family member 8
Exons: 4
Coding region: 212-1594 (460 amino acids)
Molecular function (GO): GTP binding
Source: RefSeq, a predicted model, not a curated record
UGCCAUACAACUACCUGUUAUCUCUUUCCUCACACUGUAUUAUUAUUCUCACCCUGUCCCUUUAUUUAUCUGGUCAGCAGCAUGUGAUUUCCUCCAUGCGGGUCUACAGAACUGUGGGGCGGGGAUACUGCUGAAGAGGAAGAGGAGAACACGAAGGGAGACAGAAAGGGGGUAGGAGGGGACACGCAGAGAAACUGCAGCUCAGCACAAGAUGGCUACAGUUUCCCUCAGCUCGAAUCCUGUAGAGUCACCCUUUUUGCCAAAGAGGCAUAUUCUUUUGCUGGGGUAUCGUGGCUCUGGCAAGACCUCAUCCUGCUACACCAUUACUGGCCAAGGGGAGCUACAGGCCAGGCCGCACACAGAAGAGCCUGUUCUCUGCAGAAAGACAUUUGGCAGCAGGCUCCUUCUUGUGGUGGACACCCCUGGAUGGAACAUGGAUGAUGGAGAUGCAGCAGGAGAAAAACUGGACAGCCAGAGCUCUACAGUGGCCCAUAUCAGGCACCUGUGUUAUCCGGGCAUCCAUGCCAUGCUGCUGGUGGUGCCAAUCGGAGAGCCGUUCACUGAACAUCACAGGAAGGGCAUGGUCGAUCGUGUCGAGGCAGCCGGGACAGAUGUGUGGAAAUUCACUAUAGUAUUGUUCACCAGGGCAGACAGGCUCUGGGGCAAUGGCGUAGAAGAGUUUAUCACAGAAGGCGGAAAGGCACUUCAAAGACUGGUGGAGAGGUGUGGGAACCGAUACCACACUCUGGACAACACCAGCACUGAGAACAGCACACAGGUUAAUGAGCUUGUGCAAAAGUUGGAAGAGAUGGUGCAAGACAAUGAGGGAUCCUUCUUUGCAAUGGAUGAGAGGAUUGAGACACCUACAAGUGAAUGGAUGUUGCAAGGAGAAGUGGGAGAGCGAAUGAUCACAGGUGAUACAGAGGUGACAUCACCGAUGUUUAGAUCACCACCACGAGAGUUGCGGAUGUUGUUAGUGGGAUGGCAAGGUUCAGGAAAAAGUUCAGCAGGAAACAUGAUCUUGGGUGGACGCAUGUUUGAAUCAGGUUGUCAUACUGAAGUCUCCUUGCGCCGUCAGGCCCCCGUUAAUGGGCGCCGUGUGACAUUAGUGGACACACCAGGCUGGGACUGGUUUUCUGUCCACCGCACGCCUCGUCACGUCAGAAAGGAAAUCAAACGAGGGGCGGGGCUGCUUCACCCUGGCCCACACGCUAUCCUACUGGUCAUUCCCGCCAUCUCCACCCUUACAUCCAGGAAGCGACGAGCCCUUGAGAGCCACCUGGAGAUGUUUGGCGAGGACGCCUCUCUCCACACCAUGGUACUUUUCUCUUGUGGUGAUUGGCUGGGCUGCACACCGAUCGAGGAGCAACUCCAAAGGGAUGGUGAGCAAUUGUUGAGUCUGUUGGAGCACUGUCUAAACUACUACCAUGUGCUGGAUAGCACCAAUGCAAAGAGAGGUCGGGAACAGGUGGGCGAGCUUCUGCAAAAAGUGGAAGAAAUGGUGGCACAGAAUGAAGAACAGCCAUUCUUACCUGUCAAAUUGUAUGAAGAACAGGAUGAUGAAGCAUCAUGUGAGAAAUGCACUCUGCAGUGAGAAACCAAAUGAACAUCCCUGUUGAAGUACAAAUGUACAUACUAUUCAGUGAUUACCUGGUAAAGAAUUUACUUUCAUAUUCAGGCUGAAGUUAUUUUGCAUUAAGAACAUGGUUAGCAUAACAUUUGGUGUAAUUACUCGGAAAAGUACAAACAGUGUGAAUUUAAAAGACAGGGUCAAUAAAGUUGUCAUAAAGGUUUAUGCAGAUACUUGAAUUAGGAUGAGUAAGGUGCGCUCACCUCUUUUAUAAUAAUACUGUCAUUAUUACUUAUCUAAAGUGCUUUAUUUUUCUGUAUCAUGUAUAUAAUAUCAUGAAACACGAUGCAUGUUUUGGCAGUUUACUGACAACAUGCUAAAUCAUUACCAUUGUGUCUUACAGUAUACUCUCUUAACAGAAAAGUUUAGAAAUGAAUUUUGUGACAUAUAAAUAUUGCACUGUUUGUAAUUUCAAUCAUUAAACUGAAAUAUUGUUAAAGCAUAUGCUGGUGAAAAUAAUGCAACUCUGACAGCUCGGCUCAAAAACUGAAUAUACAGUAGCACAACAAUCAAUAGCAGGGCAUUGUGUGCCUCCCAGCAAUCAUCACUGUUAGUCUUAACACAGCAGUUAUCCAGCCCAAAAUACAGCACUUAUAUUUAUGUCAAACAUAACAUUUUGCUAUUGCGCAUUUUGCACGUACUAUUUUGAAAGAAAUAAAGUUCACAUUUUA